AAUCAGUCAAAUUGUUCGGCUUUCAAAUUCCUGCUGUUGAUAAAUAAAUUUAUUUUAACGCAAUUAUUCUACUAAUAACAUAGAAAAUUGAAGUAAUUAAUAAUUAACGUUGAAAAUGGUUCGCAUAAUAAGUCAGGAAACGUACGACGAAGUGGUUCGGGAGAAUAUUGAAGAAUUUGAUAUGACUCCUGAAGAUGCUAUAAAAGAAGCAGUAGCACAAUUUGAAGCUCAAGGUGUGGACUUAUCAAACAUUAUUCGGGAUUUGAGUCUAGGCCCAGGUGAUAAUCAUUUAGUAAGCAUUACUGUAACAAAAUUGAAGGAACUACCGAGAAAUAAUAGUGAAGAAAUAUCAAAGGAACUGGAUGUAUUAAUUGCAGAAUGCAACAAAGACAUAGCACAUAGAGUGAGAGCAGGCAAAGAAGGGGCGUAUAACAUACUUAUAGAAUUAUUAGAUACCUCCUACAAAUCAUACAUACGAACUCCCAAUGAAACUGAGAAAAUUGCAUUUUUAAAGAAAGUUUUAAUAAGUCUAACAGCAUUGAUGGACAGUCAGCCAGACUUACUUGAUCCAAAAGGAAUAGAGUUAAUGAAAACUUUAUUAGAUAAUGUGGAAAACCAGGAUAUUUUAAAAUCAACACUGAGAUGGAUAAGUGUAUGUUGUCUUAAACAUGAAAUAAAUAGACAAAAGAUUUUCGCACAAAAUAUUAUAGAGAAUUUGAAAAAACUACUGAAAAUUAAGGGGAAUACAAAGUUACUAAGUGAAACGCUACAAGUAAUUCGUCGGCUAACACUCGACGACGACAUUCGUAUGGAGUUCGGUAAAGCCCAUGAACACGCAAGGGAACUUGGUAUGCAGCUGUUGGAACCGCUGACAAAUUUAUUGAAAGAGAACACGAAACCGCCGCUCGUAUCGGAACUAAUGCUGACGUCAGCGAGCCUGCUGGUCCGACACGAGCUGUGCGCUAAAGUGGCCGAGUGCGAUGGUGGCGUGCUGUUCACUGUGCUCGCUGAUAACUUUGAGAACAUGGCUGUUGCUCAGCAGGCUGGGAAGCUAAUAACAGCGCUCGCCGGUAACGACGAUGUCAAGAGGCAGUUGGUGAGAAGCGGAAUUGUUCCAAUCAUUGUGUCCAUUUUAGCGAGACAUUCCAGCAACCCAACAGCAGCGGCCAUAACACUGAAAUGUAUAGCGGCUCUAACGUUACGUGAAUCGGAACAUUCGCGGCAGUUCGUGGACGCGGGUGUAGCGGAACAUAUAGUGCAGUGUAUGUUGAUGCAUUCGGACGAUAGAUCUGUACAGAAAAACGGUUGCUGGGCCAUAAGAAACAUAGUGGCUAGGUCAAAAGAUCUUAGCGUGAAAUUCUUAGAAUUAGGAAUAGAACCAAUACUAAACAAGGCAUAUGAACAAUUUGCUAAAGACUUCGGUUUUGAUAUCAAAUCUGCGUUGAGAGAUUUGGAGUGUGAUGUCAAAUUGGACGAACAGUGGACUGGGAAAGGCGUGCAAUUGGAGCAAUAAACGCGGCGUGCGAAACGCGGCGUUUGGAUUGCGACGUUUAUAAUUGGCCCUCUUCACAACUGGCAGUGUUGGCCCAACAAAUGAUGGUCGAUGUUUGCCGCCAUUACGGCGAUUAUGAAUAAGCAUCUACAAUGACGGCCGAUCAUAGACAUUAAGGACUACACUAUUGUGAUUGCUACUACUCGCUCAACGCUCAUUGUGAAGAGGGACCAUAAAAUUUUGAAAACGCUCAUUAUGUGGAAUGUAUUCGUGUACCGGCCAUUUGAUUUAGAGCCGAUUUUUCAAUCCUUG
Messenger RNA from Colias croceus (clouded yellow), 1804 nucleotides. RefSeq names its product armadillo repeat-containing protein 6 homolog. Lineage: Eukaryota; Metazoa; Arthropoda; Insecta; Lepidoptera; Pieridae. Gene Ontology annotation, biological process: hematopoietic progenitor cell differentiation. The transcript is spliced from 9 exons. The record is from RefSeq and is a predicted model, not a curated record. The coding region runs from base 116 to 1513 and encodes 465 amino acids. Gene Ontology annotation, molecular function: protein binding.